UGUGGAGGGUAAGAGGCGGUGCUGGGACAAAAGGUGAACGUAUUUAGAGGGAGCGUAGACCUGAAGCUUUCUGGUUUUGGUGCUAGUCAAAAUGAAGCCGUACGUGCUGCUCUUGGCCCUGCUGCAGUCCAUGGGAUGCUUGGGACUCCCACUGUACAACUCUGAGCUGGAGUCCAUGGCAGACAGGGGUCUUGGAGCAGCUGUGGCACAGGUCAACUCCAUGUAUGCCGUCAGACAUCUUUACCGGGUGACUCGAGGGUCUGUCACAAGGGUUAUUCCCAUGGGCCUGAACACCUUUGACCUGAUGAUGUCAUUUGACGUUAAAGAGACAGAGUGUGCGAAGGCUUCCACCAACGACCCCCGGGCGUGUGCUUUCAGACCUGGCUUCUUUGUGCCAUCCUUCACCUGCUCCAGUCGGGUCCGCACGUCUGCCACCUCCGCCCAGGUGGUGUCUCUAAAAUGCAGCCAUGAUGGGAGCUCCAGCUCAGAGUCCAGUGAGGAGUUGAUCUCAAGAGGGAGACACCAGUUCAACAUCCCACUCAACAGAGAACCAGCUCCUUCUGCACCUCCUCCACCCGUCCAGCCCGGUCGCUCCCUCUUUGGCCAGACUGCAGAGGCCCGGCCCAGAGGAGACAGCUUCAGUAACUACCUGGUGUGAAAGACAUUUAGGUGCUCAUCAGAGGACAAACUCGAAUUAAAAAUUGACAUUUGCACAA
Molecule: messenger RNA, 716 nt
Organism: Scatophagus argus
Lineage: Eukaryota; Metazoa; Chordata; Actinopteri; Scatophagidae
Gene: spp2
Product: secreted phosphoprotein 2
Exons: 6
Coding region: 92-658 (188 amino acids)
Biological process (GO): bone remodeling
Cellular component (GO): extracellular region
Source: RefSeq, a predicted model, not a curated record